UUGUACUAAAGAAACGAAACUGAUAGUAAAUUGCAUUUAUGAGUUGUUAAAAUUAGAUGUUUAACGUAGUAGACACUAAUUUUCAAAAGUAGAUCUUGAUUCAUAAUCGAUUGGGAGUGCUCUUAGUCUUCAAUUAACGCAAUCCAACUGUUGAACCGUCUAAAAUUGCUGUGUGUUUUAGGGUUUGGCGAGUAAACGAAUGAUAGAGAAUGAAAGAGGAAAGGGUGAAUGGCGAGCAAUUGGAAUUAGCAAAGAAGCGAUGCAGAAAUGUGAUAGAGAGUGUAAGUUCGAUUUCCACCAACAAAAUCACCCCUUCUUCUCAACGCACUCUCCUCAAAUUGGCCCGCUCUGAGCUUGCCUUUUUAUCCCGUUCCUCUUUCUCUCUUCACACACUCCGUAGUGUAAACAUUGGGCACAUUGAAGCAGUUGUCCACAUUCUCCAACAGCCUUUCGUUACUGGAGUUUCACGUGUAUGCAAGUCAAUUUCUGUUUCAUCCAUAAGUGGUCAAAAAACUGCUGAUGUUGUAUAUGUUGAUAUAGUGUGUACUCUCAAUAGGAACCCAGUUUGGAUUAUUGUUUCUGACAGGAACCCCAAGUACAUCUCCUGGAAUGAAUCCCACUCAAGUAAGGGCUUAAAAUUCCGAAUCGAGAAACUCCUGGCGGUUGCAAGGUCUUCUGUUGCACUUAAACCUUCUUCAGUUAUUCUCUUCUUCUCAAAUGGUCUCAGCGGCGUGAUAUAUGAAAAACUCAGAGAAGAAUUUGGGGCUGCUGAGUUUGGAUUGGAGUUUACUGUCUUUGAUUGCGAUUUCUCUGAGGAUUUGGAACAAGACUGGGUUAAUGUAUUAGCAAGAACUUAUAGAGAGGCAUCCGUACUUGAAAUUAGGGUUAAUCCGACAAAGGAUGAUGGUGUUUCGAAUUUGGAUUGUGCUGAAGACACAUUACUAUUGGAAGCUGCUGAGCAGCAGCAAGGGUUUACAAAGGAUCAAAUGGUACGCGAAAGGGAUGAUUCCUUCUUGAAUCUUAUUUCCAGAAUGACGUUCCUCUCGUCGGAAGCGAAGAAUGCAGAUAGCAAUACUCCACGAAUCCUGUUGCAAGAAUGUGAAUAUAUAAAUUUUGACACAACACCUUUGAUUGCUGUUGUCUCGGAAAUCAGUAAUGGUGGUUGUGAGAAACUGUUGGUUACCCCAGAAGCUGAGUUGAGAGAAAAAUAUAAGGGUAAUUAUGAGUUUGUGAUUGGACAGGUAAUGUCUGAAAUUCAGAAUCCAAUUCAUGUGGAUCUAGGCAGUGUAAUAUCUGGAAAGAGAGGUAUGAUAUGUCAAAGUGUUUGUUCAGAGUUCAAGGAAUUAGUAUCAAUGUGUGGAGGGCCGAAUGAGAAAUUCAGAGCUGAUCUCUUACUUAGAUGCCUCAAGGUUGUAGCUGAUUGUCCCUCAGAGCGUAUGAUGAGCCUCCCAACCACUAGAAAGCUUGCAAUGAAGAAUAAGAUUGUUUUUGGUACUGGUGAUUACUGGCACGCCCCUACUUUAACUGCAAAUAUGGCAUUUGUGAGAGCAAUUUCACAGACUGGGAUGUCUCUGUUCACCAUUGGGCACAGACCACGAGCUCUAACUGGUGAUUAGUCACGUGUUUUUAAUAGUGUCCUGAUGCUUUGAUGCCUAAUACAAUAUAGGUAGAGGGAUGUUCCUUCAAUUAUUUGGGUGGAUUUGUUGAUACUUCUGUUAAUACUCACUUAUACUAUACCACGUCAUGAAGGUUUAACAUUUCUAUCUAAUUCAAAACUACGAUGCUGACACAAUGAUAGACCUACUGUCCAAUUUACUAUGUACGUAAGAAGUGCUUACUUUUUAGUUGAGCCAGGUUUUUUUGUUAGUGUCUUGUGUACUACUUUCUAUAUAUGGUUUUGUGCUGAUAUGGCAUUGAAUGUGUA
Molecule: messenger RNA, 1924 nt
Organism: Humulus lupulus (European hop)
Lineage: Eukaryota; Viridiplantae; Streptophyta; Magnoliopsida; Rosales; Cannabaceae
Exons: 4
Coding region: 210-1616 (468 amino acids)
Source: RefSeq, a predicted model, not a curated record